Molecule: messenger RNA, 543 nt
Organism: Theileria equi strain WA
Lineage: Eukaryota; Apicomplexa; Aconoidasida; Piroplasmida; Theileriidae
Exons: 1
Coding region: 71-208 (45 amino acids)
Source: RefSeq, a predicted model, not a curated record
UUUUAGUGAGUUAAAUGUCUACACAGUAGACUUCGUACCAUUCAUUCUUGAAAAGUAUUUUACAUAACUAAUGGUAUUAAAGAUCCGGAAUAAACUACAUUUUUUGAAGUUUAGCAGUAAAAUUUGUAGCUGUUAUACUAUUCCACUUUCCAUCAGAAUGUUCAAAACUUUGGAAAGUAAACUGAUAACUUCCAAUCUUUAUGUGUAGUCUUAGAAGUUUUGAAUUAUCCUUGGAAUGUAGUUCGCAGAGAAAGCAAAUGGUAUCAUUUUCAGCGCUCCAUAGGCUAAUCGAUCCAUUCGCAACCUUUUCUAUAACACAACCAGAGUUUGCAGCAUAAUAAUUCACUGUAACAUCACCACGUUUGCUCUCUAUAGUCUUGUAGUGAUUUUUGUCAUUUGGAACGGUUGAUAAAUCCAGAGUUAGUCUAGUGGAUCUGUCAUUCGUUUUUUUUUCAAGUUGUUGAUGUCCUUGAUAUAAUCAGUUGUUUGCUACCAAUCUGCUUUCUUCUUCCAAAAACAAUUACCACUGGCCGCUUUAUAUUU